GUUCUGUAUCCUUUUCCUCUCUCAGGUUUCCUAUAAUUUUCUCUCUCUUUGUUUUUGUUAUUCCUCUGCCUUGCAUUUCUCCUUUCUUUCUCUCUCUCACUCUCUUUUCAAGUUGUUGAAUCAGGAAAAAAUUUGUGCACAAACUAGAGAUUUACAGUGAGCAAAUCCCUCAAAUUUAUAGUGAAAAGCCAUUCUCCUUCAUUCAAUCACGAGUUCCGCUUCAAUCAUUCUACGUCUUGCAGGUUGAUCUUUGACGUUUCUAGUGAUCUUACAGUUGAAAUUGGAGCAUCAAGCUUUGCACUUCACAAGUUCCCUCUUGUAUCUUGGAGUUGAAGAAUUUGAAAACUGUUGUUGGAAGGAAAAGAUUCAAAAGUUUCAAAGAUCAAUAUACAUGCUGUUCCAGGUGGAGCAAAAGCCUUUGAGCUAGCUGCAAAGUUCUGUUACAAUGUUGCUUAUUUAUGCAUAGCCAAGCCAUGACCGAACCAUACAAUUUCAUCCGCCGUUACACAACCACCGCUGCCAUCAUCAAUGCAGUCCUCUCCAUAAACCUGUCACUGAAUGCUUGCUACUCUCAUUUCAACCAUGUCACUGGACGAUUCUUCCUCUGCGGUUAAUAGCUUGUACUGCGACGAGGACGCCAAUGAGGUUGUUCAAUUCGAUGCUGACUCCUGGAUCUCUGAUUGCCUUCAAUCUCCUUCAUUCUCUGGUUAUUCUCCGCCUUACGAUGAAAAUAUCGUCAACCGACUCAUUGACUCUGAGCCCCACUUCAUGCCUUUAAGUGAUUAUCUCCAUCGCUGCCGUGACUGCUCCAUUGACACCACCGCUCGCCAAGACUCCAUCAAUUGGAUCCUUAAGGUGCAUGCAUAUUAUCAAUUCAGGCCAAUAACGGUGCUACUCUCCGUCAACUAUUUCGACCGCUUUCUUUCUUCUCAUUCUCUUCCGGCAAAUGGAUGGCCGUUUCAACUUCUCUCAGUGGCGUGCUUGUCUUUAGCUGCCAAAAUGGAGGAGGUCCAUGUGCCACCAUUAUUGGACCUUGAGAUACUUGAACCCGGAUUCAUUUUUGAACCCAAAACCAUCCAAAGAAUGGAGCUGUAUGUCAUGGCCAGUCUUAAUUGGAGGCUACGCUCCGUUACUGCUUUUGACUAUCUCCAUUAUUUCAUCUCCAAGCUUCCUUGUUCCUCCACAAAACUCGACAGCUUCAAUCGAGUCUUCAUGGCUUCUUCGGAUCUCAUUCUAAGCACUAUCCGUGUGAUUGAUUUCUUAGGUUUCACACCGUCGACAAUAGCAGCAGCGGCUGUGUUAGGUGCCGUCGGCGAGAGUUUUGAAACGCCAACGACUGAUGUACAGUUAUUUCACGAGAGAAUAAGCAAAGAAACGGUGAGAAGCUGUCACCAACUAAUGCUGGAGUAUCUGAUAGACACGUGUCCAUCAGCUCGGCCAAAGUACCCAUCAGUUGUGCCACCAACAGCUCCUCCGAGCCCAGUUGGCGUCCUUGAUGCAGCUGCUUGCGGGAGUUGUGACACGCGUUCGGAGCUUCCCAACUCCAUUAGCCAAGCCGAAGCUGAGCCGCUAGCCAAGCGGUCCCGAUCCUCUGCGGCAGAUGUACAGCGACAGUAGAUAAGAACCACCACAAGGUCUCUCUAAUUUUAUAUCGGGUUAGAGAGAGCAGUAGAGCCCAAUCUUUUUAUUUUUUAUGCGUUGAUUAUAAUAUGAACAGAUGGUUUUGGAUAGUCCUAGUGAAGAGGGAUUUUGUCGGUAAUUAAAAUUAGUAUAAGAUUAAUUAUUAUUAUUAUUAUUAUUAUUAUUAUUAUUGUUAUUAAUAGACUUUUGGAUCAAAGUGUAAAAGACCAUUAUGAUGUUUCAAUUAUUCUCAUCAAUCAUCCAUGAAGGAAAAUGAAUGGGCCACACAGGAGAUCUAAGGCAAUUCAUCUUUUUUU
Messenger RNA from Hevea brasiliensis (rubber tree), 1937 nucleotides. Its product is annotated as cyclin-D1-1. The record is from RefSeq and is a predicted model, not a curated record. Gene Ontology annotation, biological process: mitotic cell cycle phase transition; regulation of cyclin-dependent protein serine/threonine kinase activity. Lineage: Eukaryota; Viridiplantae; Streptophyta; Magnoliopsida; Malpighiales; Euphorbiaceae. Gene Ontology annotation, molecular function: cyclin-dependent protein serine/threonine kinase regulator activity. The coding region runs from base 559 to 1617 and encodes 352 amino acids. The transcript has 8 exons. Gene Ontology annotation, cellular component: cyclin-dependent protein kinase holoenzyme complex; nucleus; cytoplasm.